AUGAGGGAACUAUGGGCGACGAGAAUCUCUAAAAUUUAUCGAGUACAGAACGCUCUGGACGAUCUGUACGAUCUCGAAAUCAAAUACAUUGACGAUCGACCACGUUCGGAUGAGGAUUCGUGGUUACCAGUCGCUGAUCUCGACGGUCACGUCUACUCGGCUUACCUCGAUACACGACCCGAAGUAAUAUCUCAAUAUUAUUCGCACGAAAGUAAUGCCACCGUUUGGGCAAUGGUGAGAAUAAUAGCUAUUUUACCGACAAGAAUACACGAGCCGAGUGUCCAAUGCACUUACAAAUACCGGAACAACAGUUGCGACGAUGAAAGUACGAGACGAGGAGCGACGUCGGUAAAACCGAUGAAGAAUAAUUGGUCGCUAAAGUACUCGGCUUUUUUUGUGCUUUGUGAUCUCGUCGUGCCGAGAAAUUUGAAUUUCGAUGACCUCACGAGCGUUGACCUGCUUCCCAUUUCCGUUGCAAUUGGACUCGAAGAUACGGAACAAUUGACAUUCGUCGAUAUACAUUACCCCACGAUGGGAUUGAGACAACUCGACGAACCAUUUUUUUUUAUGGCUGUAUGUGUACCCGUUCUCCAUCACUCGUUCAACCGACCUCUUGAUCUGGUAGAAUUCGUAGAAUACUAUCAGCAAUUAAGAGUGAAGCACUUUACAUUUUACAACGCCUCAAUAACCUCGGAAGUGUCACGUGUGCUGGAGUACUACGUGAAGAAUAAUUUGGCGACGGUGCUCAAGUGGCAGCUUCCUUCGCAGUACGUUUACGAAAGAACUUUGAGACACGAAGGCCUCUUCGCCAGCAUCAACGACUGCCUGUACAGGAAUACUUUCCACGAGAAUUUCGAGUACAUCGGAGUAUUUGGAAGUGACGAUUUUCUUGUGCCAAAAAAACACGAAAAUUUAGAGAAGCUCAUCGAGUUCCUCGACCCGUACCACAGCGAGGAUGGUCGAUACGCGUCUUUCGUCUUUAGGAAUAUUUUCUUCUACACCAUGUACGAGGAUGAUCGCUCCAAUCAGAGUCCCAGAACUCCAUAUUUAUAUACUCAGGCGAAAACUUGGGCCCUGAAAGAAGCCAACGAGGCAGGUGAUCGGAGUCGUUACGUUGUCCGGGGUCGUGAUGUCGUUGAGAUUGGAAAUAACCAAGUUGUCGAGCUGCGUCAGGGUUCUCGGAGUCACGAGAAACCGUUCGAAGAAAUUGUGGUCCCACCGGAAGUGGCACUUUCCCAUCAGUACGCACCCUGCGACGCUGAAGAGACCGGAUGCUAUCUGAAGCCGAUCACGAUCGACAGGACAGCACAGAGAUUGGUGAAAAAUCUAGGUGCCAAAGUUUCUUCGGUGUGCAAUGAUAUUUUUGGCAGUGCUGGAUGCCCAUUUGUGAAAAAGCAAACUGUCCUUUGAGAAUGUACGAUUCAGCAAAACCGGAAGUAACCCCCACCUUCGAAGGACCAUCGAGUUGUCAUUUUAAAACGAAUUCUCAAAUACUUCUUAUGGCAUAAUUCUGCUAUUCGUGCAGUUGAGAUUAUUCUCAUAAUUUUACUAAUCUAACAAAACUCGAUCGUUUCCAUCGAAUUUCGACUCUUUUCUGCAGACAAAAUACCUGCAUUAGAGCCCUGUCUCAGCAUCUUAAUUUUUCAUGGUGAGCACCGAAACGGAAACACGGAAACCAAUACUUGGAUGUGUGUUCGAAAUCAUAUUUUGUCAUUCCCCGACUACUUUUAUGAGGUUUUCCACUAAAAUACUGAUAAAGGAGCAUGAAAAGCGACUGAAGAUAGAGAAACAGUUGUACCUUCUAGAUUGAUAAAAAAACAAAAAAUUAUCAAGGUUUGUACAUGCAGGCAGAUGGAAACUUUUUUGUUGACAGAGUUCAAAAAAUGGGGAUUACUCUGCACAACGAAUUCUUUCCCAUAAUUUAUUUUUCGUCUGAAUAUAUUGUUGGCGAAAAUCCCUACCGAAACUAAUGGUUGUAUGAGAUUAUCCAGAAAUUUCAAAAAACUCAAAAUAUCUUGUAAUAUAGUGGUGGGUUGUGAUAUUUUGAAAAUCAAACGAUUGAAACGUCUACUGAUUUGAUAAGAAAUAUUUUUUUACAAAGACAUUUUACAUAUGGAGUGAAAGUUGGAGGAUUGCAAGUAUGAGAGUAGAAUUUGAAGGAAAUUAAAUGAGAAAAGAAAAUUGGGAAACUCAUGAAUUUUCGAGAGACAAGAUUUGCGUGUUGUAUCAAUAAAAAGUGUUUGUAGAAGCUGCGAGGAACUUUCUCAUCGGUUAUUAGAAAGGGGAAAGCCUUGUUUUUUCUCCCCGCACAUUCAUUAAUGUACGUGUGUUGAUGUCGAGAGAGAAAAAGGUUGCGAAUGUGUUGUAAUUGAAUUAUGCUAAUUCAUGAAAGUCGAGGAGUAUCGAUGUCUCAACAAAGUUUCAUCGUUUUCGUUUAGUCUUGCUUCAACUGAAACAAAGUUGUGCUUUUCCUCGUGGCCGAUUUUCAUCAAAUGUACGCUGAUACUUCAAAUUACUUUCACAUACGAUGAUGGCGUUAUUUAAAACGAGAGAUCUUUUUUCCAUGCAAAAGGAGGGAGAGAAAAAUGCUUUGGAACUUUUUAUCACACAUAACUGAUAUUCGAGUAUUUUUAAAAUCCUCAACUUUUCUAUGCGAUCUGAUGAAAUUAGGAUACGAAAUAUAAUAAUUGACGUUAAACUGGAAAUAUUUAAAGUUUGUAUGGUCGUAUUCGACAUAAGAUGUGUACGUAGCGUUUGACUAACUAUGGCAAUCACCCAAAGUUUGAAAGUAAGUCGAAAUCACGAGUCCAACGAAAAUCUUGCCAAUACUUGGCAGCAAAACGCUGCUGCGUGCCUGCAGUUAUAAAAUUUAUGAGGUUUUCUUCUGUGAGUGAAUUGUUGACUGAAAUAAAUCGAAAAAUUUCUAUUUAUUGA
Venturia canescens is the source of this 2934-nucleotide messenger RNA. RefSeq names its product beta-1,4-galactosyltransferase galt-1-like. The coding region runs from base 1 to 1410 and encodes 469 amino acids. Gene Ontology annotation, cellular component: cytoplasm. The record is from RefSeq and is a predicted model, not a curated record. Gene Ontology annotation, molecular function: glycosyltransferase activity. NCBI's taxonomy places the organism in Eukaryota, Metazoa, Arthropoda, Insecta, Hymenoptera, Ichneumonidae. The transcript has 5 exons.